CCGUAGCUCCUCCUUAACCUAAUUAAAGCCUUUUUAAUCGGAGCCACGCUGCAUCGGGACAUUUAGCACCAUGAGGACUCUCGUGUACAAGGUUGUUGUUUGCUCUCUGAUUCUGGCGCUCCUGUGCAGCUCCCAGGUGGAUUCGGCACCUGUGCCUGAAGACUGGAUCGGCUUGGUCCAUAGAACCAAGAGAUCUUUGCUGUGGAGAUGGAACUCUAUGAAAGCGGUGGGUGCCAGCUGCAGGGAUCAUGUGGAGUGCGCAACUAAAAACUGCAGGAGAAACAUUUGCGCUUUCUGGUAAUUCCCCUGAAGAACACAAACAAUUCCAUCAGGGCCGGUGUUGGCACAACAAGCUGCUUGUUCAUGGAUCAAAUCGACUAAAAACAACACGACUACAUUGCAUAAUUGUAAUGUUGAAAUGAAGACUCGGCUACCAGCUCUUUGUUUAUGAUGAGAUUACUUCAAGUAAGUCUCUGCAUAGCUACAAAACAACGUUGUAAAAAACUCUAAACGUGUCUGUUUAUUGGUCAAAUAUACACACCAAUGCAACAUUUAAGACUUGUCCUUUUAUUUAAAUAUAUACAUACUGUAACGUUAAUGUCAAUAGAUUGCAUUUUGAUCAUGUUUUGUAAAGAUUUUAACAUAAAAAUUCCAAAAUAAACAUUGUAGUCCAAA
Syngnathus typhle (broad-nosed pipefish) is the source of this 675-nucleotide messenger RNA. Its product is annotated as liver-expressed antimicrobial peptide 2. The transcript has 3 exons. The record is from RefSeq and is a predicted model, not a curated record. Lineage: Eukaryota; Metazoa; Chordata; Actinopteri; Syngnathiformes; Syngnathidae. Gene Ontology annotation, biological process: defense response to bacterium; antimicrobial humoral immune response mediated by antimicrobial peptide. The coding region runs from base 71 to 301 and encodes 76 amino acids.